Eruca vesicaria subsp. sativa (arugula) is the source of this 642-nucleotide messenger RNA. The record is from the annotation of a GenBank genome assembly. NCBI's taxonomy places the organism in Eukaryota, Viridiplantae, Streptophyta, Magnoliopsida, Brassicales, Brassicaceae.
GUUAACUCAAAGUAUUCUUCCGAUCUCCUAAUCAUUGCCCUCAACAUGGAGGAAGAUGGAGAGCCUUCAUCAACAACUUGCUUGUCUCUCACGGAACAAAAGCCCCAACAAAACCCUAAAACCACCAAAGGUCGACAGAAGAUAGAGAUCAAACAGAUCAACGACGAGAGCCGGAGACAAGUGACGUUUUCUAAACGCAGAAGCGGACUUUUCAAAAAAGCGGCUGAGUUAAGCGUCCUGAGCGGCGCACAGAUUGGUAUCAUAACGUUUUCACGUCGCGGUAGGAUCUACACGUUUGGUAACGUGGACACACUCAUCGAAAACUACUUGCGCAACACGCCAGUGAUGCUGAGGUCACAUCAUCCCGGUGGUGACGUUGAAAACGGAGGAGACGGUGUGAAGUGGUGGGAGAAGGCGGUGGAGAGUGUUCCUGAGGAGGAGAUGGAAGAGUACAUGACGGCUUUGAAUGUGUUGAGAGAUAAUCUGUGGACGAGGAUCUGUCAGCUGGGUGGUGAUCGGACGGCUCAGAUGAAUCCUAUGGCUGAUAUUGAAUCGAAUGUGACAGAUGAGAAUCUGACGGUUAGGAAUGAUCAAGGUCAAGGAGGUAACGAUGGUCCGUUUCUGUCUCAAAACCUUAGGUAA